AUGGUGAUUUGGGAAGGAAUGCAAAUGAGAAGAGAGAGUUAUGGAGUUUUGGUGUUUCUGCUAUGUGCUUUGGUCAUUGGGGCCUCUGAGGGAGUCAGGAGGACCAAAGAGACCUUCUUUGGAGGUGAUUGGGUUUCCCAUGAGGAGGAGAUCAUAGAUGAAGAUAUGGCAGAGCAGGUAUGGUACCAUUGCAGGAGAGAAUUGAUUGGUGGAAUAGAUGGGGUGGAAGAUCUUGAUUUGUAUAUUCCACAUGAAGCAGCCAGUGAGUCGGAAACAAUGUUUUUUUCAAAGAGCAGCAUACAUAAUGCGAUUUUAGUUCUUCCUCCUCAUGUUAAACAAACACUUGUUGCUUGCUUAAGAAAGAAAGGUAUUGUGUUUCAUACUUCAGAUAAAAGGGAUAGUACCAACAACUGGUUGAUCAACUGCUUUGAGUGGCUUCUAGGUACUGAAAUCACUCCUAGAAGAUAUUUGACUAGUGCUUCCCCGGAGUUAAAAGCACCAUCCCCUGCUCCAUCCCUAGCACCACACAGUGCUCCAUCUCUAGCUCCAAGCCCUGAUUCAGAUUUAGCUCUAGAUAAAGGAUCUUCUUUGUCUAGUAGUCGAUCACCUUCUCGUACAAUUAUAGCUCCAAACCGUAAAGAAGAGUCAUCUAACAAAAAAAAGGCACCUACACCAGCACCUACACGUUCACCUCCUAAAUCAAGUGGAAGGGGAAGUCCACCUCCCAGAUCAAGUGGGAAAGGAGGUGUGGACAAACCAGCCAAAAUAAAUAGUUCACCAUCAAAGAAUGAGGGCAUGAGUAUCAUCAAAAUCGUUUCUAUUUCAGUGGCUUCAGCAGUAAUACUUUUGGUUGUUGUACUGCCAAUCUGCUGCUGUUGUAUAAAGAGAAGGAGGAAACCAGUUGGUCCGGCACAUGUACGACUAAAGGAUGAUAGACCUCUUCUCUAUAUAUCUUCUGCUGGUUCUUCACAAGUGUCCAACAGUGUAGGUUCAAGUAGAGAGUUUAGCGCUAGUGGAAAGUCAGGAAAUUUGCCUAAGAAAAAUGAAAAUGGGAAUGAAUCUGUUGAGACAAAGUCAGAAGCUACAGCAGGACCAGCAAACCCUUCAUUACCACCUCCUCCUGGAAAAGCAGCUCCUCUGCCUCCUGGACCACCACCUCCUCCUCCUCUUCGUCCUCGCCCGCCCCCACCUCCCAAAGCCGCCCCUAAACCAAUGCCUGGUAAGGCUCAAAUUCCACCUCUAGGACAUCGGAAAGCAAAUGAUGAAGAAGCUGGUGAUGUUGGAAGUGAUUCCGGAAAGACCAAGUUAAAACCGUUCUUCUGGGAUAAGGUUAAUGCUAACCCUGAUCAAUCGAUGGUUUGGCAUGAGCUUAAAGCAGGAUCAUUCCAGUUCAAUGAAGAAAAGAUAGAGUCUUUGUUUGGUUAUAAUGCCAAUCAAAGUGAACGUAGAAAGGAUUCACCAUCCAUGGAGCCUGCAAUCCAGUAUAUCCAGAUUAUUGAUAGAAAGAAAGCACAAAAUCUAUCGAUUCUUCUGCGAGCAUUGAAUGUGACAACAGAAGAAGUUGCUGAGGCCCUCCGAGAAGGUACUGAGCUUCCUGUAGAGCUACUCCAAACUCUGUUGAAGAUGGCACCCACUUCAGAAGAGGAACUGAAGCUUAGGUUAUACACAGGUGAUCUUGCUCUACUAGGCCCUGCAGAGCGGUUCCUAAAAGUCAUGGUCGACAUACCAUUUGCUUUUAAGCGUAUGGAGGCACUGCUCUUCAUGUGUUCCUUCACAGAGGAGGUCACUAACAUUGAAGAAUCCUUUGAAACUUUAGAGGUUGCUUGCAAUAAACUUAGGAAGAGUAGGCUAUUCCUAAAACUUUUGGAAGCCGUAUUAAAAACUGGUAACCGGAUGAAUGAUGGUACCUACCGUGGUGGUGCACAAGCAUUUAGGCUUGAUACCCUCUUGAAACUGGCUGAUGUAAAAGGAACUGAUGGCAAGACCACCCUCUUGCAUUUUGUCGUUCAGGAGAUCAUCCGUUACGAGGGAAAGAAAGCUGCUCGUAAUGCUAGAGAAUCAGACCACAGCAUGUCCAGUAUGAGCACACAAGAGUUUGUUAUAGAAGUUGGUGAGGAAUCAGCCGAGCAUUAUCGUAACCUGGGUCUUCAGGCUGUCUCAGGUUUAAGCGAUGAGCUUCAAGAUGUUAAAAAGGCAGCUGUUGUGGAUGCUGAUAACUUAACUGCUACAGCUGCAAGUCUAGGAACAAAUCUAAUAAAAGCUAAAAACUUUGUGAACAACGACUUGAAGGAUAAUUUUGAUGAAGACAGUGAGUUCCAUCGUGCACUUGCCAGUUUUCUGGAGCGUGCAGAAGGAGAAGUUACAUGUCUUCUGGAGGAAGAAAAGAGAAUAACGACUCUUGUGAAGAACACAGCAGAUUACUUUCAUGGGAAUGCAAUGAAGGAUGAAGGUAUUCGUUUGUUUACCAUUGUACGCGAUUUCUUGGUAAUUUUGAACAGGGUAUGUGCUGAGAUCAGAGUGCAAGAAACGAAUCAAAAGAAGACCAAUUCCAGGAAAGUGGCUCUCUCAGAAGCAAGUGCUAAGAAAGCUCUCGCAGAAGCAAGUUCCAAGAAAGAGGCUCCCACGGAAGCAAGUUCAGAAAACCAGUCGACAGUGCAAACGGAAGAAGCAAGUCUAGAGAAGAAGGAAGAGGCUCCCACAGAACCAAAUUUAGAAAAGAAAGACAAGGUUCCCACAGAAGCUAGUUCAGAAAAGCAAGGGAAGGCUCCCACAAGAGCUAGUUCAGAGAAAAAGGACAAGGCUUCCACUGAAGCAAGUUUAGAGAAGAAAGAAAAGGCUCCCACAGAAGCAAGUUCAGAAAAGAAAGACAAGGCUCCCACAGAAGAAAGUUCAGAUAAACAAUCAGAAAUUCGAAAGCCAUCUUUUGAUUAUAGUCAGCGACUCUUUCCAGCAAUUGCAGAACUGCGAAUAGAGGAUGAUUUCAGUUCAGAUGAUGAGACUUGA
Messenger RNA from Argentina anserina (silverweed cinquefoil), 3003 nucleotides. RefSeq names its product formin-like protein 3. The coding region runs from base 1 to 3003 and encodes 1000 amino acids. Gene Ontology annotation, molecular function: actin filament binding. The transcript is spliced from 6 exons. The record is from RefSeq and is a predicted model, not a curated record. Lineage: Eukaryota; Viridiplantae; Streptophyta; Magnoliopsida; Rosales; Rosaceae. Gene Ontology annotation, biological process: actin nucleation; actin cytoskeleton organization.